AUGGAGGCUGUUCAGCCGGUGACUGACCCGUCGCUUGUUCUUGACGACGAAAUUGCGAAGAUUCGCUCUGAAAUUCACUCCCUUGCAAAACGGCGCCGUGUGGUAUCAGCCAGCUUGCUCUCCAGCAAUGCAGUUCAAACUCUUCUUCGUCCCCAGGUGUUGUCGAGUUCCAACCCCCUGGCACCGGUCGUCUUGAGUGCCGAGAAGCACACGCUGUCGAACCACCAUCGGGCGGUGUUUUCCGCUACGGCUUUCCCCUUUACGGAUCCAUCCCCCCACGCAGACGCCCCCAAAUUAUUGGGCAUCCGUAUUGACGUCGUCCAGCAAGGAGGACAGUAUUGUGAACCAUACUACGUCCUUCUAAAGCGUACGAGCUGCGAUAAAAAUGCCCUGCAAGUUUACAAACACACAAUACCCGCCUUUAUACCCUUGGAACAGUUGCAGGCAGCCUACCUCCCUAUCCCGGAUAUUUCUUUAGAUCAAGAAGACAACCCUAAGGUGGUGCCCAAGAAGCAGAGUCUCACAAAGUUUGUACGCGGCCUGAGACAAGAACUCGUGGCAUGGCAUCUACGUCGAGACGCCGUUGAUUGGCUCCAGGAAAGUCUAGGAGGCAUGAGGGACACUGAUCACAACCAGACAUUGCCGCAAUCUCUAGGUGCAAAACUGGGAAUUGUGACUCUCCGUUCGGCCUCCCUUGAGACUCGACUUAUCCGCCUUGAAUGGCGCGAUGGACGUGUUGGGCGUGUUUCCUUAUCCAACAAAGGCUAUGUGGACCGUGCUGUAGUUUUCGACGGCCAGAUGCGAGAUAAAUCAAUGGAAAAUAUACUGACAGCGGGAGACCGUAGGGUCGAGACCAUGAUCCAGAGGCUAGUUGAUGCUACUAUUGGCCAGGAUGACCCCACUGGAGCACGAUGUGGUGAGUGA
Ophidiomyces ophidiicola is the source of this 924-nucleotide messenger RNA. RefSeq lists its product as uncharacterized. Bases 1 to 924 code for a protein of 307 amino acids. Lineage: Eukaryota; Fungi; Ascomycota; Eurotiomycetes; Onygenales; Onygenaceae. The record is from RefSeq and is a predicted model, not a curated record. Gene Ontology annotation, cellular component: Mis6-Sim4 complex; kinetochore. The transcript is spliced from 2 exons.